AUGGCGAGUUCUGUUGCGACGCACUUGUCAUGGCCUUUCUCCAAACUGCACAGGCGCCGAAGCACUCCUUUUUUAACAAACUCUAAUUGCAAGCACUCGUUGUUUACGAACCGUAGGGAACUGACUGUAAAAUCCGUCUCUGUAGCUGCUUCUCUCUGCUUGUUUUGCACUAUGAAUAUCGAUGCGUACGCCACAAACAAGGGUGAUUCUACGUUGCGUGAAUUGUGUCGAGGUCACGUACCUGAUCACGUCAUCACCAGGGCGGAGGAGGUUGGAUAUGUGAUUCCAACAGAUGUUCAAUGCGAAGCUCUGCCGGUCUUAUUUUCUGGGCGUGACUGUGUGCUUCAUGCUCAGACAGGUUCAGGAAAGACCCUGGCAUACCUGUUGUUGAUAUUCUCUGUUAUAAAUGCAAAGAGAUCGGCUGUUCAGGCCCUGAUUGUUGUGCCCACUAGGGAGCUUGGCAUUCAGGUCACAAAAGUUGCACGAAUGUUGGCUGCUAAUUAUUCAGAACUUGAAGCAGAUCACAAGUCUUGCACUGUUAUGGCUCUUUUAGAUGGUGGAACGUUGAGAAGACAUAGGAGUUGGUUAAAGGCGGAGCCCCCUGCAAUUGUGAUUGCAACCUUGGCAAGUCUAUCCCAAAUGCUUGACAAGCAAAUUUUCAAGUUGGAUGCCAUGCGAGUGUUGGUUAUUGAUGAGGUUGAUUUUCUGUUCAACUCUUCCAAGCAAGUGAGUUCUCUGCGGAAGCUUUUGACCACUUACUCAUCAAUCCAUAUGCGUCAAACCAUAUUUGCUAGUGCAUCAAUUCCUCAGCACAGACGAUUUCUGUAUGACUGUAAACAGCAGAAAUGGACCAAGGCUGAUGUUGUUCAUGUCCAUAUGAAUCCAGCUGAACCUAUGCCAUCAUGCUUGUCUCACAGAUUCGUGAUAUGUGGUAAAACAGAGAGGCAUUCGUCAUUGCUACAUUUAUUGCUGUCAGAUACACCUCAAUCUGCCAUAAUUUUUGUUGGAGAACAAUCUGAGAAGUCAAAGAACGCUGGAAAUCCUGCACCCGUGACUCUUCUAGUUGAGUUUUUGAAGAAUUCACGUGUGGGGUGCUCGGAAAUAAUUUUACUGGAGGAAAACAUGAAUUUUAAUGAACGAGCAACAUCCUUAACUGAUGUUAGGCUAGGAGGAGGCUAUCUUCUAGUUGCAACAGAUAUAGCAGCUAGAGGUGUUGACCUGCCAGAGACAACUCAUAUAUACAACUUUGAUGUACCAAAAGAUGCAGUGAAUUAUCUUCACCGAGCUGGAAGAACAGGUAGGAAGCCAUUCUCAGAUAGCAAAUGUUUUGUUACCAGCAUUAUAACAUCAGAAGAACGUUUUGUAUUGCAGAGAUUUGAAAAUGAGUUGAUGUUUCAUUGCGAAGAGUUAUUGUUGUAA
This is a messenger RNA of Fraxinus pennsylvanica, 1419 nucleotides long. NCBI's taxonomy places the organism in Eukaryota, Viridiplantae, Streptophyta, Magnoliopsida, Lamiales, Oleaceae. The record is from the annotation of a GenBank genome assembly.